GGAAGCUUCAAAAUCAAAAUUGAAAGCUGAGAGUAGUAGAGUAACGCAACCCAUUCCAUUUCCCUCUAAAAUGGCGUCAAGUAAAAUGAGGGUGGAGGAGCUGCGAACGGAGCUCCUCCACCGUGGACUCUCCACCACCGGAACCAAACCCACUCUGGUCCGUAGGCUUGAAGCCGCUCUUCGCAAACAAACGACGAGUGACGGUGGUGCUUGUUCUCCUCGUAGGACUAGAAAGAGAGCAAGGGAUUCGAACCACUCCGAAGAAAUCGACGUUGCAGAGGAGACAAAAGAUGAGGAGGAGGAGGAGGAGGAGGAGAAGAUAGUCACCGCUACCCAAAAGGGCGUGGCGGUUCUCGACCAGUGGCUUCCGGAUUACGUGAAGACAAACUAUCAUGUUCUGCAACUGGGUGGUGACGUCUAUGAUGCCAUGUUGAAUCAGACAAAUGUUCGGGACAACAAUAACAAGUUCUAUGUCAUUCAAGUUCUCGAAUCAGAUAAUGGCAGUGACUUCCUUGUUUACAAUAGAUGGGGAAGAGUAGGUAUAAAGGGCCAAGAUACGAUACAUGGCCCUUUUAAAUCACGUGAGAGUGCCAUUCAGGAGUUUGAACAAAAGUUUUUAGCCAAGACCAAGAAUGAUUGGUCCAAUAGGAAUAAUUUUGUUUCCUAUCCUAAAAGUUAUGCUUGGUUGGAAAUGGACUACAGUGGCAAGAAAAAUGAAUCUACUGUUACAGAAAAUCCUGGCCAUUCUUUAGGAAAGCAGCCUCAGGAAUCUAAACUUGAGCCACGUGUUGCAAAAUUUAUAUCUCUUGUUUGCAACGUGAGCAUGAUGAAUCAGCAAAUGAUGGAAAUAGGGUACAAUGCGAAGAAGUUGCCCCUUGGAAAACUUAGCAAAUCAACAAUUUUGAAGGGCUAUGAAGUUCUCAAAAGACUUGCUAAUGUGAUUGAUAAAGGUGAUAGGAAAGUUCUGGAGCAAUUAAGUGGAGAACUCUACACUGUAAUUCCUCAUGAUUUUGGAUUCAAAAAAAUGUGCGAGUUUGUAAUUGACACCCCUCAGAAGUUAAAACGAAAGUUAGAAAUGGUUGAGGCACUUGCUGAAAUUGAGGUUGCCACAAAGCUCUUGAAAGAUGACACAGAAAUGCAGGGAGAUCCUCUGUAUACUCAUUAUCAAUGCCUUCAUUGCGAACUGGUACCAGUUGAAUUUGGUUGUGUGGAAUUUUCUAUGAUUGAAGAGUAUAUGAAGAACACUCAUGCAGAAACACAUUCAAACUAUACAGUGGAUAUUGUUCAAAUAUUCAGGACAUCAAGAGAAGGUGAGGCAGAACGGUUCAGAAAGUUUGCUAGUACAAAAAAUAGGAUGCUUUUGUGGCAUGGUUCUCGGCUCACAAACUGGACUGGAAUUUUAUCUCAAGGUUUGCGCAUAGCUCCUCCUGAGGCACCUGUAACUGGCUACAUGUUUGGAAAGGGGGUGUACUUUGCUGACAUGUUCUCAAAAAGUGCAAAUUAUUGCUAUGCUACUCGAACUGCUAAAGAUGGCGUGCUCCUUUUAUGUGAGGUUGCACUGGGAGAGAUGGCUGAGCUUCUAACUGCAAAAUAUGAUGCUGAUCAGUUGCCUAAUGGAAAACUGAGCACAAAAGGAUUAGGAGGUACUGCUCCUGAUCCUUCAAAAGCUCGGGAACUUGAGGAUGGGCUCGUAGUUCCCCUAGGAAAGCCCAAAACAAAAUCAGGCAAAAAGGGCCAUCUAUUGUACAAUGAAUACAUUGUUUAUAAUGUGGAGCAGAUUAGGAUGCGAUAUAUUGUUCACGUAAAUUUCAAUUUUAAGACUAGAAGUUAGCAGCCAGACGAUUACUGUUAUUUUAUGUAUCUUCAUCAUCUUCUAGUUCGCAAAGCCAAUCAGCAAUGAUUAUCUAUGUAAAAUAUUUUCACACCUAAAAGUGAUGAAGUUUGCAAUGUUGCUAAGAAAAUGAAGUUAAAGGCUAGCCAGUGCUUUCGUA
Messenger RNA from Glycine soja, 1991 nucleotides. Its product is annotated as poly [ADP-ribose] polymerase 2. Gene Ontology annotation, molecular function: NAD+ poly-ADP-ribosyltransferase activity. The transcript has 17 exons. The record is from RefSeq and is a predicted model, not a curated record. NCBI's taxonomy places the organism in Eukaryota, Viridiplantae, Streptophyta, Magnoliopsida, Fabales, Fabaceae. The coding region runs from base 71 to 1831 and encodes 586 amino acids.